CACUAACGAUUCCCAAGUGUUCUGCGCAAAUUGGUAUUAUACUAAAUAGUAUAUAGAUUACGUUGUCAAAAGUACUUGAUGUGAUCUGUAUCUAAAUAUUAACAGUCAAAUGACUUUUACUUGGACAUUGUUUAAUAAUUGUUUUAUUGAAAAAAGACAAAGCUAGGAAUGAAAUGAUACCACAAUUGACAUGCACAAUAAAUAAAUUACUGGGAUUUUGAACAUCAGUGGAUAGUUUCAACGCCUGCAUCUUAUCGUGAUGUUAAUGUUAACUUUCAUACAGAAAACUGUAGUUUCUGGGAUAUUAUUGGAGUAAGAACAUAUAGUUUUAUUCGGAAUGGCAGCUAGAAAUAUUCGGUCGAGUGAAAAUCUAUCUUUUGAUCAAAUAAUGCAGAAGGAAAUUUUCAUCAAUUUUAUAAAAUGCAAUGAAACUGUUUUGCAGAAACCAUAUCCUAUUGACGGGCAAUUAUACUGCAAUGCUACAUUUGAUGGAUACACUUGCUGGAACCAUACUAAAGCAGGGACAAAGACCUAUGGAAACUGUCCAUUGUUUAUGGUUGAGAAAUUUGGCCAACAACCAGGACAACCUUUUAAAGAAUGUAAUACAGAUGGAACAUGGUAUAAACAUCCGCAUACCCAAAGGUCUUGGACAAACUAUGCUCCAUGCUCUGAUACUAUUAAAGUACAGAGAGCCAAUAAUGUGUUGUAUGCUUACUUCAGCGGAUAUGGUCUCUCCAUUGUGGUUUUGACUGUAGCCUUGUUAAUUUUGGCUUAUUUCAGACAGUUGAAAUGCACACGAGUAACUAUACACAAACACCUGUUUGUAUCGUAUAUAUUAACAGCCGUUUUUUGGAUAACAUACUACGCUACUACUUCAUUUGACCCUCAUGUCGUCGCAGACAACCCGGUAUGGUGCCGGAUACUGCAUGUUCUUUCACAGUAUGUCACAGUUUGUAACUAUGCCUGGAUGUUUUGUGAAGGAUUUUAUCUUCAUACUGUACUUGUAAUGACUUUUACAAACGAAAAGACAUUGCUAAAAAUAUGUUACCUAGUUGGAUGGGGCCUUCCAGUGAUACCUUCUGUUCUGUAUACAGUAUUACGUUCAACAAACACAGAUAUUGAUAACAGCUGUUGGCAUGAUGAUACAGUCUUAAUAUGGACAUUUUCAGGACCUAUUGCUUUGUCACUUCUAAUAAAUGUUAUUUUCCUAAUGAAUAUAAUACGCAUUCUUUGUUCAAAAGUGAAUGCUAAUAGACCGCAAUCAUUGCAAUCUUUAAGGCAAUCAUUAAAAGCAACCUGCAUUUUGAUACCAUUGUUGGGUAUACAGUACAUUGCUCUACCAUUCCGUCCAAACGAUGGAAACGAACAUGGACAAUAUGUAUAUGAUAUGGUGUCAGCCUGUCUUUCUUCAUUUCAGGGUUUUCUUGUAUCUCUUCUUUUCUGUUUCUUUAAUGGAGAAGUUCUGAGUUUGCUUAAAGCACAGAUUAGAAUGAUGCAACGAUGUAUAAGUUAUGAAGAGACUUUAGCGAGUUACAUGUAUGCAUCGGUUCACCAAUCUGAAGGUGCAAAAGACGUUGCUAACGCAGAACUCAAGGAAGAUACAAGACAAGAUAAACAGAUCACAGUUGACUUUUCUUUGGUUUAAUUAUAUCCAUUACUUUUCUAGAGCGUCAUGUUAUAAAUUAUUUAUCUGUUUAUAAAAUGUUGUUACAUAAAAAAGUACGUGAGUUCACUUGCACAACUAUUUGUUUAUAUUAAACAGUGUAAUUGUUCUUGUAAGAUACGGAUUAAAUAAAUAAAAAAAAAGUAUGCAUCUAAAUGUGUUUGAAAAAAACAUUAUCGAAGAUGAAAACUGGAUUCAGAAAUAAAUGUAAAGAUACAAUGCUCUUUAACUUUGUACAAUAUCAAUCUGGACAAUAGCAACCUUGAUAAUAGCCA
This is a messenger RNA of Mytilus trossulus (common blue mussel), 1938 nucleotides long. RefSeq names its product calcitonin gene-related peptide type 1 receptor-like. Gene Ontology annotation, cellular component: plasma membrane. The record is from RefSeq and is a predicted model, not a curated record. Gene Ontology annotation, biological process: cell surface receptor signaling pathway; adenylate cyclase-modulating G protein-coupled receptor signaling pathway. Bases 338 to 1645 code for a protein of 435 amino acids. Lineage: Eukaryota; Metazoa; Mollusca; Bivalvia; Mytilida; Mytilidae. The transcript is spliced from 13 exons. Gene Ontology annotation, molecular function: G protein-coupled peptide receptor activity.